Messenger RNA from Fusarium odoratissimum NRRL 54006, 889 nucleotides. RefSeq lists its product as uncharacterized. NCBI's taxonomy places the organism in Eukaryota, Fungi, Ascomycota, Sordariomycetes, Hypocreales, Nectriaceae. The transcript has 3 exons. The coding region runs from base 101 to 736 and encodes 211 amino acids. The record is from RefSeq and is a predicted model, not a curated record.
AAGACCACAGCCAUAAAACAUUAGAUUACGCGGCGGCGCCCAAAAAAACACCUGAUCCUUCUCAUCUGCAGCUUACCUACACAUCCAUACUGAUUCAGCCAUGUCGAGUCCAAUAUGUCCUAUGCCACUGGGCGAAAUCGUCAGGGAUAUGCUGGGGAAAGAGAAGGAGACGAAUCCGGUUAAGAGACUUUAUGAUGAUGCUUUUAAAGCGGAUAUCGGGAGGUGGAUAGCUUCAUGUGCUGUUAUUGGGCUUUCGGCGGGGAUAAUAUCUAAACAUCCGGGACAUAAUUUGCUUGCUGCAUCAGCGUACAACCUUGCAGUCGGAGCUCUACAUUUCUUUGCUUUCAAGAUACCAGUCAGGCCACAAGGUCUCAGCAAUCCAAGACCGCCAAUAUGGUAUGUUUCGAUUCUGGCCCUUUCAACUGUAAUGUGGCUUGCCGCUCUUACCGUCAUAUUUGUCCUUCGGGAGGAUAUAGAUGCGUACAACGAGUCAAGUCUCGGCAAGCGAAGGACGGGCUUUGUUGGUGACAUAUCUACUGGAACAGUAGCGAUGCUUGACAACCUUAGCAUUGCUUGUGGCUGUUUUGGCAUUUGUGCAUUUUUGUUUUGUGUAUAUCAGUGGUUCAUUGUUCAUUAUCUUUACUCGACAAGAUUCAAGAAGACUGAAAUGCGAGAGGGAUAUAGGAAGAUCAAGAAGAUCGAACCUCCCAAGGAUGGCCCAUCAACAGCUGUUUAGAAUUGAUACCCGAUGCCCAAAUAUUUACGAGCUGGCUUAACUGUUUCAAUAUAGACUACUUGACUUCUGCUUGCGAAUGUCGAUAGGCAGUUGCCAUAAGGGCUGCAUCUGACUUAAUUUCCAGUCACUCCGACUUUCCAUCAUUUUCAGUGA